This is a messenger RNA of Clonostachys byssicola, 1824 nucleotides long. The record is from the annotation of a GenBank genome assembly. Lineage: Eukaryota; Fungi; Ascomycota; Sordariomycetes; Hypocreales; Bionectriaceae.
CCCUCAGUGGCUUCCUCGAGGUCAGGCGUUCUGGUAUCGCCGGAAGACGGGCGAAAAGACUGCCAAAUUUAUCCUCGUGGAUAUUCCGCGCGUCCUGCGUUUGACCACGCGCAGCUUGCCAACGCACUGGAGGAAUACGCAGGAGGAACCAAGAUCUAUUCGGAAGCGCUGUCAUUUUCUUGGAUAGAGCUGGAGGACUCAGCUGUCCGCUUCCGCUUUGAGGGUCAGAUAUGGCAGUAUCAGCCUGGAAAAAAACCUCAUAAAAUGGCCUGGAGAGGAAACAAGACGCUCAUGCGGAGGCAGGAGCCUUCUAUGAGCAAUCAUGCAAGCGAGAUUGCCUCGAUUAAUUUCAUCAACUGUACGAGGGCUCCACUAAACCUGUAUGAUGUGAACAAAGAGGGCGUAGAGGAGUUUUUCAUGCUUUUGUCAGUAGGAAAGCAACUGGUUCAGAAGACUCAUGCCGGAAUGUUCUGGCGAUUUGAAGAUCGUGAUCCACGUCAGUUGAGAGACAUCUACAGUGUGCCGGAUGUGGGACACAGCACUGUUGUUGUGGGCGAGGUUGAUGUUGAUAAAUAUUUGGGCCCUGGGAAUGAUCUCCCUGAGGAUUGGUCGCAGCGAAGGGAUAGCAAUGGCCGCAUCUAUUGCUUGGACCACAACACGAAGACUACUCAUUGGGACCUUCCUGCCAUCCUGGAUGAUUCGAAGAACCAGGAAGCCGCUGCAAAAAGACAACCCGACGGCGAAUCCAAGAGUAAUGAAGUGACUCAGACCGAGCAGGUGGAUAAUGAUGAUAGAUCGACAGACAGCUACGAUGACCAUCUCAAAGUAGGAGGUCUUCAUGUAUUUGUUGAAAAGGGCAGCCUCUGGCUGAAAGAUAAUGAUGGAAUCGAGACCCAGCUCUCUGAGCCAAAACUUGAAGGCUUUCGCCAUGCAAAAGAGACAGUCUAUGUAUCUCCCGACAAGAAUUUUGUUGUCGCUUGGGAGUAUACCCAUCCUACUGAAACGAAAGAGUUGGGGAUCGACUAUAGCCCUGAUACUUCAAAUCACCCAAGGCUGGUUGAAACGCCGAGUAAGUUGCUUGGGGAUGACCCUGGAUUUGACCGGCCUCGCCUAUUUAACCUUGCCUUAAAAUGUGAAGCCAAGAUAGCAGACGAUGUCUUUAGUCCGGAUAGUUCUGAGUACCGGCUUUCAUUUGAUGGACGCGUGCAUCAAGUUUUGAAAGUAUUGGCCGUCGAUCAGACCGGAUCCAUCCUAGUGUUGCAUAAAGAAGAGACUCGAACAUUAAUUUGGGCCAGCGAGAGAGAUGGCUAUAAUCAUCUCUAUCUGAUCGCUUUACAACAGGGCAGAAUACAGCAUCAGGUCACCCAGGGGCACUGGAAUGUCCAUAUGGUUGAAUCGAUUGACGAAGAGUAUGAGCAAGACAGGGUUUCUACCUACGGGUUUUAUAAAUAUGAAGACCCCUAUUAUGUAUACCUCAUACGUGUCAAUUUCGAUGGCUCUAAUGUUCAGCCCCUGACACAGGGUGAUGGAACGCAUUCCUGGAGCUGGCCGAUGGAUAGUCGGAAGUAUUUUGUUGAUUCUUGGUCCCGAGUUGAUCUUCUGCCACAGACCAUGGUACGGUGCGGCAUAACAGGUAUCUCCGGAUUGAAAAUUGAGGGAACAUCUGUUAAGGUAUUAAAACAAAAGGGUUGGGUUCCUCCAGACAUCAUCAUCAAACCAUCCAACUUCAGCAAAUUCAAGCCCCAGAAGUAUCCGAUUGUUGAAGAUAUCUAUGCAGGGCCAUAUUACUUCUUCACACCAAAGGGUUUUAGUGAAGUGAUACAU